Messenger RNA from Melanaphis sacchari, 912 nucleotides. RefSeq names its product protein TSSC4. NCBI's taxonomy places the organism in Eukaryota, Metazoa, Arthropoda, Insecta, Hemiptera, Aphididae. The transcript has a single exon. The record is from RefSeq and is a predicted model, not a curated record. Bases 265 to 891 code for a protein of 208 amino acids.
AUUGUUUACUAAUCACUAUUCACUAGUUAUUGUAAUUUAGUUGGUCUAUUUAGUGAUGAUUGACAUUUGCUAGUUUACUACAAAAUAACUUUUUACUCUAUCUCAAUAUACUGUAUUUUAAUGUAAUAUUAUUAUUGUUAAUGUUGACUCAUCUAGAGUGACAGUUGUGACUUACGAAUCACAAAUUGCGAUGCCAACGUGUAUAACGACGUAGUAUUUCAGAGAUAAUUUUUUGGUAUACACGUUUUCGAUCCCACAUAAAUCAUGUCGUUUCUGGAUCCAACAUUCGUCGGUGACACUCCAGAGUUCCAGAACAAACGUACAAAUCUGUUUGCCGUGCUCGAUCAAGCAGAAAAAGAUUUGGAAUCAAAAAUUAAAAAAGUUACUACGGCUGACGCACAUGAAAUACUCAAUGGUCGUGUGGAACGUAGAACUGGUCGUUCUCUGACUAAACAGUUCCGAGGCAAAGACAGUCUAUUUGUCAAGCCAGAAAUACCGCCAUGGCGUAUAAUUGAAAAGCAUAGACCGCCAGAUUUCAAAUUGCAUCCACAUAAAUGGACUAAGUAUUCGUUGGCUGAUGUGAAUGAGAUGAAUGACAAGAGCAAUGCAGCUGCUGCGUUUGCGUUUCUUAAAGAAAUGCAAACCAGAAAAUGUAAAGACGAUGAAAACGAUAAUGAAGAAGGAAAGAAAAUUGUGUUCAAGAGAACGUUGAAGUCCAACGAACCAGAAAUGAAACCAAGUUUUAAAAGUACCAAACUGGUCAUGCCAGAAUAUGAAUUUGGGAAAAAGGUUCAGAAGAAAAAAAAUAGACCAGAACGUACAACAGAUGCAACUACUUCUAAUAAAGAAAUUAAACUUGGGCAUUUAAUGGAAGACGAAAUUGAUGAAUAAUUCAUAAUAUCUGUAUAAAAU